Molecule: messenger RNA, 3019 nt
Organism: Ricinus communis (castor bean)
Lineage: Eukaryota; Viridiplantae; Streptophyta; Magnoliopsida; Malpighiales; Euphorbiaceae
Product: probable receptor-like protein kinase At1g49730
Exons: 9
Coding region: 548-2569 (673 amino acids)
Biological process (GO): protein phosphorylation
Molecular function (GO): protein kinase activity; ATP binding
Source: RefSeq, a predicted model, not a curated record
GAUUGAGUUGAGUUAUGUUACCAGUCUGCAAAGAAAAGCAAGUGACCUCCUUUCUGGAAAUCAUAAUAAUGGUGAUGUAUUGUACUGCCUGGAGGUCCAAAAUCCAUAAUAAUGGUGAUGUAUUUUACUGCAUAUGGACCCAUAUUCUGUCAUCUCUAUGUGCAUUAACUGUUUAAGUUAGACCUUAGUUUUGUGAAAUCUUGCACAGACAGUGGUUAUCCUGGACCCACUUUCUUCCAUCAAUGUCCAUUAUAAUUUAUAAACAAAUUGUUUGCUGAAGAGAGAGAGAGAGAAAGAGAGAGAGAGAGAGAGAGUGAGAGAGGGUUCUCCAUUUUCCAUGUAGUCAAAAAGGCCCACAUGUUAGUUCCUCUCAACCAGCCAGCAAAGGUGUACACAGUGAAGCAGCAGUCUUGUUUAGUCCUAAACUGUAAAACCCAUUUACAAGCAGGUUCCUUGCUUCAAUCAAAGUCUGCUCCUUUAUUCUUUCUCUCUCUUUCUUUUCUUGGGUUCUAGCUAAAGCUCCCAACUUUACUUCUUGGUCUUUACUAUGGUGGUAUAUAGGCAGUUCUUAUUAUUGGGUUUGCUUCAGUUUCUUGCAAUGCAGCUUCCUCUAGUUAUGGCAGCUGAUUGCCCUUUGGAUUUGAGUGGAUCAAACUUUACCCUGGCCGCUUCUUUAUGCUCUAACAGGGAUGACAGAGGAAAGUGUUGCCGCUACAUUAAUGCUUUUAUUGCAGUUUCUAUUGCCCGCUAUGCAAAUGGAACGAGCAACCUUGGGGUUACCUCAAAUAUUUCUGAUAUUUGCCUCAGUUCCAUUUCACAAAUGAUGGAACUAUAUGGUGUCCCAAAAAAUGCUACAGCUUUUUGUGGUUUUGGGACUAAGAUUCCAGUUAAUUAUGAGUGUAAGGGUCGAACAACUGUCAGUCAGAUGCUUCAAUCCCCAAAGUUCGUGGAUGUUACACAAAACUGCAAAGUGCCCCUUGCAGAAGAAAGCAGUUGCAGGAAGUGUUUAAAUGCUGGAAUCGUAUAUCUCCAUCAUCUGGUGGGAACAGAUGAUAAUUUAACAUUGAGUACCUGCCGUGAUGCAACUUUUGCUACUCUUGCAAGCCAAAUUGAUGAUGUAUCAGCUGUUGAAAUGGCGAGCUGUUUCUUUGGAGUUCAAGGGCUUAACAUCCCCGCAGAGCCAUCCUCAUCCACACUCACUCCUGGGGUUUCUCCAAGUCCAUCGGUUGCUGCAAGUCCAAGCCAAGUUGUGUUGGGAGUGACUGUAAAUGCAAACCACCAUCCAUACCACCUGACAUUGAUUCCAAGUGUUGGCAUUGCUGUUACAGUUAUUGCUGUUACAAUGCUGAUAGUCCUGAUAGUUCUUAUUCGUAGGAAACACAGAGAACUAGAAGAAUCAGAGAAUGUAGACAAGGCCUCUGCAAAAGCCUUUCCACCUCCUAGACCUAUGCGAAAAUUUCAAGAAGGACCUACAUCAAUGUUUCAAAAAUUCAGCUACAAAGAGACAAAGAAGGCGACAGAUAACUUCAACACAAUCAUUGGACAGGGGGGAUUUGGAACAGUCUACAAAGCUCAAUUCAAUGAUCGCUUAGUGGCUGCGGUAAAGCGGAUGAACAAGGUUUCAGAGCAGGGGGAAGAUGAUUUCUGCAGAGAGAUGGAACUUCUUGCUCGACUGCAUCACCGUCAUCUUGUUUCUUUAAGAGGUUUUUGCAUCAGAAGAAAUGAGAGGUUUCUGAUGUAUGAGUAUAUGGAAAAUGGAAGCUUAAAGGAUCAUCUUCAUACUCCUGGAAAGACUCCUUUGAGUUGGCAGACUAGAAUUCAAAUUGCUAUUGAUGUUGCUAAUGCUCUGGAGUACCUCCAUUUCUACUGUGAUCCACCCCUGUGCCACAGAGACAUCAAGUCAAGCAACAUUUUACUGGAUGAAAACUUUGUUGCUAAGGUUGCAGAUUUUGGCCUUGCCCAUGCAUCAAAAGAUGGCUCUAUUUGCUUUGAACCGGUAAAUACUGAUAUCCGGGGUACUCCAGGUUACAUGGAUCCUGAGUAUGUGGUCACGCAAGAGCUCACUGAGAAAAGUGAUGUAUAUAGUUAUGGUGUUGUACUCUUGGAGAUAGUAACGGCAAGACGAGCAAUACAGGACAACAAGAAUUUGGUAGAAUGGGCUCAAAUAUUCAUGGAAUCAGACACAAGGCUGCAUGAGUUAGUAGACUCUCAUAUCCGUGACUCCAUUGACUUUGACCAGCUUCAAACAAUUGUGACUAUUGUGAAGUGGUGCACACAGAGGGAAGGACGAGCUAGGCCUUCGAUCAAGCAAGUCCUUAGGCUUUUGUAUGAGAGCUCAGACCCAAUGCAUAGUGGGUUCUUACGAGCUGUAGAAGAUGAAGAGUAUGAAGGAAGUGAAGGAAGAGGAAGGAGAAGUAAAGGAAAAAUGCAUAGGAGUGAUGCAGUUUUUCACAGUGGGGAUGGAAGAUAUCUUGCUUCUUCUUCAAGUACAUCAAGGUCAUAUUGUAGCAGAAGCUUUUUACUUGAAACUGGCUCUCCGCAAUCUCCCUCCAAUAUACUCUCUGUCUGAGGUGAAUCUUUUCUUUUUCUUUUGCUUCAAGCCUUCAAUCACCAAUCCUGGUUUACUGGAAAUUUUUUGUACCUUGACGGAAUCAUCAUUGAGACAAAUUGUGUCGCAUGAAUUAUGUCAAAUUAACAGGAACGCAUGGUGUCGCCUUUGUUGUGUGAACUUCACUUCAUAGAGCAUGUCAAUGACUUGAAGAUUAUAUCACAGCUUGGAUGGAAAAUGAAUAUUGUAAAAGGGAAUGAUUUUGGGUGCCUUGUCUUGUUUUACGUUAUCUCAAAAUUUUUGGAAGAAUUUAGGCAUGUGUAUAAAAGUUAUCUUGCAUCAGCCAUGGAAAUAGCUUGAUGUAACAUUGAUUAUGGGGAUUUUGUACUACUUGUAUGACUCAGAGAAUAAGGUUUUAUACGAUGUAUUGUACUCUCCAUUAAAAACUAAAUUCCCCACUUUAUUUUUGGA